This is a messenger RNA of Propithecus coquereli (Coquerel's sifaka), 1687 nucleotides long. It is a transcript of the gene RGS19, whose product is annotated as regulator of G-protein signaling 19. The record is from RefSeq and is a predicted model, not a curated record. Bases 532 to 1185 code for a protein of 217 amino acids. The transcript is spliced from 6 exons. Lineage: Eukaryota; Metazoa; Chordata; Mammalia; Primates; Indriidae.
CAGGGACUCCCGCGGCGGGGUCCACGUGGACCCUGGGCCGCGGGGGACCGGAGCCCGCCCCCCGCGCGUGGGGGAGGGGCGCUGCAGCCGGUUCCCCUUUUUCUGCAGCUCGGAGCCUGGGGAGCGAGUGCUCGAAGGUGGGGGCCGGAAGGACCCAGGUUUCCGCGUCUCCCGACCCCCAGCCUGGCCGGGAGGGGCCGGGGCGGGACACCCUGUCCGCCCCCGCCCCCAGCCCGUUGCAUCGGGCAGCCACUUGGCCCCGCGAGCUGUAGGGGAGGCGCUGCGCCCCCGGCCCCAGCCGACCGGGGGGCUCCUGGCGCCAGCCUCCCGCCAGAGCGCCGCAGGGGUACCUCCUGCCGUCCGACUGAGUCCCCGCCGCUGCAGUGCACGCCCCUUCGGCAGCCGGGGUGGGGCCCACAUCCCGCCGGGCCCCUCCCGCCCCCACCCCCACUUCGGGUCGCCGGCCCCUAGGCUGUGGUGAGGGUCCGGGAGCUGGCACCACGGAGCCUGGGCAACCUCCUCUGCCCACCCAUGCCCACCCCGCAUGAGGCUGAGAAGCAGCACCCAGGGCCAGAGGAGGCAGACCGGCCCCCCUCAAUGACCAGUCAUGACGCAGCCCCUCCGGCCGCCCCUAGCCGCAACCCCUGCUGCCUGUGCUGGUGCUGCUGUUGCAGCUGCUCCUGGAACGAAAGGCGGCGGCGAGCGUGGCAGGCCUCCCGGGAGAGCAAGCUGCAGCCCCUGCCCAGUUGCGAAGUGUGUGCCACGCCGAGCCCCGAGGAGGUGCAGAGCUGGGCACAGUCCUUCGACAAGCUGAUGCGCAGCCCGGCGGGCCGCAGCGUGUUCCGGGCCUUCCUGCGCACGGAGUACAGCGAGGAGAACAUGCUCUUCUGGCUGGCCUGCGAGGAGCUGAAGGCCGAGGCCAACCAGCACGUGGUGGACGAGAAGGCGCGGCUCAUCUACGAGGACUACGUGUCCAUCCUGUCCCCCAAGGAGGUGAGCCUGGACUCCCGUGUGCGCGAGGGCAUCAACAAGAGGAUGCAGGAGCCGUCCGCGCACACGUUUGACGACGCGCAGCUGCAGAUCUACACGCUCAUGCACCGGGAUUCCUACCCUCGCUUCCUCAGCUCCCCCACCUACCGCGCCCUGCUGCUCCGGGGGGCCUCGCAGUCUUCCUCCGAGGCCUAGGCUGCACACCCGGGCCCCGUGGGCAGACUCCGGGUUACCUUCACGUGUUCAUGCCAGCAGGGCUGUCAGGGCGCACACCUGAAGGCGCGGCCUGGCUGGCUGGGGUCCCCGCCCUGGAGGCAGUGCUGACCCCAGAGGGAAAGGCGGCCUCCCCCGGCUCCGUCCGCAGGCCCAGCAGGAGCUCCGGGUGCAGGCGGAAGCCCUCGCGGCCUGCGGCUGGCCGGCCCAGUGCUCCUGCCUGGUGACGAGGGGCCCUCCCAGGAAGCACCCUGGACCUGUGAGCCUCGUGGGGGCCUCCUCCCCAGGCAGCCAGUGGUGAAGACGUGCCUUUGCCGGGCAGUGGGACCUCCAGAUACCUAGUUUUGUAACGUGAGACCUUCUACUUGAGUUGUCUGUACCUCAGAAUCAGGCUCAAGGUGACAGGACCCAAUUUUUUUUAUAUUUUCAUGAACUUUAAACCUGGAAAUGUGUCCUUACUGUGUUUUAUCUAAAAAAGAAAAAA